AUGUUACAUUUAUCGAAUAAACGACGUGUAAUGAAUAAAACAUUUACAAUAUUAUCAAAUAAAUAUUGUUCAUUUCAUAAUGAUAUUGAACAAAAUCAAUCAAAUUCUAUCUGUGAAAAUAUUGAUCGAUUAUCUAUAACAUCAAAUGAUCCACGAUUUUGUACAUUUACAAAAUAUAAGAUCAAUCAACAUCAGCAACGUUAUUUUGAUUCACCAACAAUGAUUAUACCAGAUGAUGAUGAUGAUGAUGAUAUUCCUAUAAGUCGUUGUUCAAAUAAAACAUCAUUUGUAGAACCAAAUUUAAAUGAAACAGAACUAAGUGAUCUUUUAAUUUUUACUAAUCCAUGUCGAAUUUUAAGUGAAUCAAUGCACGUAGUAAUAAGUCGUCAUCCAUCAUUACAAGAUUUAAAAUAUAUCAAUGAUGUCAGUAGUCUAUUAGUUGAUCCACAAUUUGUACAAAAUAAAGAUGAACCUAUUUACCAAGAACUAAUUCGACUUGAUCAUUUAAUAGCAACACCACCAUCCGACCAUAUAAAUGAUAUUGAUGAAAAUAAAGAAAAUCGACCACCAUUAAUGCCAAUCAAAUGCUCCACGUCACGUAUACCUAUUUGGACACCAUCACCAAAUAAUAAAACUACUGAUACAUCAAAUAUAACUGAAAAAAUUAAAAAAAAUCAAGAAUCGAAAAAAAAAACAACUACAACAUCAGCUAAACCAUGUCUUAAUGAUCUACUUGAUGAAUGGUCGUCUAUUACACCACAACUUAAACAACUAUUAUCCAAUACACGUAAAAUGCCCAUUCGAGUAGAUUUAUUUUCUGCCCUUCAAGUUCAUCAUUUUAUUAAUAAUACUCUUUUAGAUGCCUCACUUAACAAAGAACAGUAUCGAGUUUCGUCGACUGAAACAACUGUUAAACGAUAUGGAAAUAACAACAUCCUCAUGGACUAA
Adineta steineri is the source of this 948-nucleotide messenger RNA. The record is from the annotation of a GenBank genome assembly. Lineage: Eukaryota; Metazoa; Rotifera; Eurotatoria; Adinetida; Adinetidae.